AUGUCAUUCCAAGAAAUCCCUGUAAUUGAUUUGCAAGAGGCUUUUGAUCCAACCACCAAAUCGAAGUUUUUGGAAGAGGUACGGGAUGCGAUAAUCAAUGUGGGGUUUUUGUUAUUGAAAAACUAUGAAUCCCUAGGACCCACAGAGGAAGACUUGAAUGCAAUCAAGCAGCAAGCUCUUGAGUUUUUUGCAUUACCAGAGAAGGAGAAACUUCAUUGUGAGAUGCUCAAUAGCCCCCAUUUUUUGGGUUACACCAGAUUAGCCAAUGAAAUAACUGCAUCACACACUGAUUGGAGAGAACAAAUAGAUCUUGCCACCGAAUUACCAGCACCAAAAGAGGGUGAGCCAUUGUACAAGAACAUUGAAGGACCUAACUUAUGGCCCAAUCCUGAAGUCAUUCCUAAAUUUAGACCUACUAUUGAGAAUUUUAUAGAAAAGAUGACUGCGUUGAGCAAUGCCUUUAAAGAUUUAGUCGCAGAAUCUAUUGGAGUUGAUCCCAAGGCGUUGAGUAGAUAUUUCAAAGAGAACCAGCAGUGUAAAAUGAAAUUAAUUGCCUAUCCAGACGUUUCAGAGCUAGAUGGCACAAAAUCCGCCGCUUUAGAUGAUACUCCAGAAACUAACCAAGGUGUUGGACCUCACAGAGACUCCGAUUUGAUAACUUAUAUCUAUCAAGCUACUGAGCAUCAGAACUCCUUGCAAGUUCAAAAUUUCCAAGGUCAUUGGAUAACGGUUCCUAAUAUUCCAGGUCACUUGGUUGUUAACAAUGGACAAACAUUGCAGGCUAUAACUGGUGGUGUGGCCAAAGCCACAAUCCAUCGUGUUUUAGUUCCUGAAAAAGGAACGGGGACAAGAAUCUCAAUUCCGUUUUUCCAAACCAUUGAUUUGGACAGUUCAAAGGGUGUUGUAGAUAACUUGCCACAAGAAGUGAUUGAUUUGAAAAAUGAACGAGACAAAAAAAUAAAAGAUUGGGGUGUUGAUACUGGAUUCCAAUUUGAGCCUGAUGUGAGUAAAGAGCCAAUUGGCCAUGCUGUCUUUAGAAACAGAAUCAAAUCUCAUCAAGACGUUGCCAAGAAAUGGUAUCCUGAGGUAUUAAAAUCUGUUUUACAAGAAUAUACAUAUUAG
Molecule: messenger RNA, 1122 nt
Organism: Candida dubliniensis CD36
Lineage: Eukaryota; Fungi; Ascomycota; Pichiomycetes; Serinales; Debaryomycetaceae
Exons: 1
Coding region: 1-1122 (373 amino acids)
Molecular function (GO): dioxygenase activity
Source: RefSeq, a predicted model, not a curated record